Ziziphus jujuba (common jujube) is the source of this 2098-nucleotide messenger RNA. Its product is annotated as protein trichome birefringence-like 26. NCBI's taxonomy places the organism in Eukaryota, Viridiplantae, Streptophyta, Magnoliopsida, Rosales, Rhamnaceae. Gene Ontology annotation, cellular component: Golgi apparatus. Bases 491 to 1849 code for a protein of 452 amino acids. Gene Ontology annotation, molecular function: O-acetyltransferase activity. The record is from RefSeq and is a predicted model, not a curated record. The transcript is spliced from 3 exons.
CUUUCAUCUUUAUUAAGAAAAAUUAAUUCAUUUUCAAAACAACUCUUUCACAGAAGUAAACUAAAUUCCACACACAGAGAGAGUUACAAUAAAAGGGUAGAUCUUAGGUCUGAGUUUGAUUGAAAAAAAUAAAAUAAAAUAAAGAAAGAAAAAAAGUCAAUUUUAAAUUUUAAUUCAAUACCAACCAAACGAAGCCUCAUAUACACCAAAGAUCACCGCCGAGUCACUCAAUCCCAUGUAAAGAAUACGUACAACAUGUCUAUGUAUUAACUAGUGAACAGUCAUCAGCUACCUAAUAACUAAUAAUACGCAAUUUCUUCUAAAACACCGUCUGGUUUGUUGCAAAAGACCAGCAAAUUUUAACACUUUGUUCUGUUUUUUGUUUUUUGUUUUUUUUUUCUUUUUUUUUCCCUCUAACGUUUCAAUAACUAUUGAAGAGAUUUGGUUGGUUUCUCUAAAACAAGCCACCAAAACCAAAACGGCGAAGGAAAUGAGGUUCGAAUCAAACCCAUUAUCAUCACUGCACAAGCAAAACCAUUUCUUAGUUAAGUUUGCAGUCUCUUUUCUCUUAAUGGGUCUUGCUUUUCGUAUCUUCUUUUCCGAUUCCAUCAGAUUAUCUUCGGUGUUAGAGACAACUCCUCUGGCGGAGCAAAAGCCAGAGCCUCCUCUGGCCGAGCCAAAAACAGAGGAUUCUUUGGCCGAGCAAAAGACAGUGUCCUCUCUGCCUUCAUCUCCUACUUUUGAUUUUCCAGGAAAUGAAAGCCAAACAUCACAAAAUGAUGCUAAAAAAUGUGACAUAUUCAAGGGUGAUUGGAUACCAGACCCAUCAGGUCCAAGAUACACAAACGAAAGCUGCCAUGUGAUGGAAGCUCAUCAAAAUUGUAUGAAGAAUGGACGGCCUGAUUCCGGCUACUUUUACUGGAGGUGGAGUCCACGAGACUGUGACUUGCCCAAGUUCAAUCCUCAAAGUUUUCUUGAUAUGAUGAGGAACAAAUCAAUGGCUUUCAUUGGGGAUUCAAUUUCCCGUAAUCACGUACAGUCACUCCUCUGCAUUCUCUCUCAGGUGGAACAAGCUGAUGAAGUAUACCAUGACAAAGAAUACAGAUCCAAAAGAUGGCACUUUCUUUCUCACAAUUUCACUCUUUCAGUAAUUUGGAGUCCAUUCCUUAUUAAGGCAGCUAUUUUCGAAGAUAUGAAUGGGGCUUCUUCGUCGGAGAUCCAACUUUAUCUUGACAAACUUGAUAAUUUGUGGACUGAUCAGUUUAACAAGUUCGACUAUGCUGUGAUUGCCGGAGGCAAAUGGUUCCUUAAAACUGCCAUUUACCAUGAAAAUGGCACCAUAACAGGCUGCCACUACUGCCCUGGAAAGAACAUAACCGAGUUGGGAUAUGAAUACGCCUACCGCAAAGCAGUAGAGCUAGUUCUCAACUUCAUUACUGGGUCUGAGCAUAAACCAAUGGUUUUAUUUAGAACUACAACGCCGGACCAUUUUGAGAACGGAGAAUGGUUCAGUGGAGGGUAUUGUAAUAGAACAGUGCCGUUUAGAGAAGGUGAGGUUAACAUGAAAGAUGUUGAUGGAGUUAUGCGAAAUAUUGAGUUGGAAGAAGUAGAGAAAGCUGCAGGCAUAGGAUCCGAAAAGGGGCUGAUGUUGAAGAUAUUGGAUACCACCCAACUUUCAUUGUUGAGGCCCGAUGGCCAUCCGGGUCCAUACAGGCAGUUCCAACCAUUUCCUAAGGACCAGAAUGCUAAAGUUCAGAAUGAUUGUCUACAUUGGUGUUUGCCUGGACCUAUAGACUCUUGGAAUGAUUUAGUGAUGGAAUUGUUGGUCAACGGUGAUAAAUAUCGAUGAUCCUAGUUCAUUUAUAUUGGGUCUAUACAGGGUUUUUUUUUAGAUUAAUGGCUUCAAUAAACCUUGGUCAUUCGACAAGAAGCGGAAAAGGUUAACUUGAAAUAUGAAAUAUAUAGUUUUUUGUACAAGUUUUUCCCCGUGAGAUGAUUUUGUUUCUGGAAGGGCAGGAACCCCUUUGACCUGUAAUUUAUAUACGUUGAGAUAAUGCUUACAAAAAGGUAUAUGAGAUUGCAUGUACCAUUUCAAAUA